Equus quagga is the source of this 1061-nucleotide messenger RNA. It is a transcript of the gene HAPSTR2, whose product is annotated as HUWE1 associated protein modifying stress responses 2. The record is from RefSeq and is a predicted model, not a curated record. Bases 66 to 893 code for a protein of 275 amino acids. The transcript has a single exon. Lineage: Eukaryota; Metazoa; Chordata; Mammalia; Perissodactyla; Equidae.
GGUGGUGGCGAAGCCAGAGGAGGCGGCGGCGGCUGUGGAGGAGGCGAGCGGCCCGGAGGUGGAGGAUGGAGGAGCAGCCGAAGGAGGGCGAGGCCGAGGUCGCGGAGCACUGGUUCUCCAAGUGGGAGCGCCAGUGCCUGGCCGAGGCCGAGCAGGACGAGCAGCUGCCCCCCGAGCUGCAGGAGGCGGCGGCCGCUGAGGCGGCGGGGCUGAAGAGCGAGCAGCAGAGGCUGUGGCACCUCUUCCAGAACUCAGCCACCGCCGUGGCCCAGCUCUACAAGGAUUCCGGGUGCCAACAGCCAGGACUGUCCAUGUGGGACCCCUUCCAGAGUGCGGCCAUGGCCGUGACCAGCCUCUACAAAGAGAGCGGGGAUGCCCACCAGCGAAGUUUUGACCUGGGCGUCCAGGUGGGCUACCAGCGUCGCAUCAGAGACGUGCUGGAGUGGGUGAAGAAGGGCCGGAGCACCAUUCUCCGCGAAGACCUGAUUAGCUUCCUGUGUGGCAAAGUGCCGCCCGUGCCGCCACCACGCUCCCCCAGGACGCCCUCGAAGCCCCCCGCUGGGGCCACCAGCCAGGCCGCAGCCAUCGAAUCCAGCUCGUCGGUGGAGGUCGACUUGCAGCCCUUCCAUGAGGCCAUCGCGCUGCAUGGCCUCAGUGGCGCCAUGGCCAGCAUCAGUGUGCGGUCGGGCACACCUGGCUCCCCACCUCAGGCCAGUGGCGGCGCCAGCGGUGGGCGUCAAAAAAGUAAUGGCCUCGAAGACGACUUGAAGCCCUUCGACCUGGAAGAACUGGCCCCCCAUGCGGACAGUGGGGGGAACCGCAAGCGCACCUCGGCCCAGUGUGGGGAUGGCAUCUCAGACUCCCCAACCCACAAGCGCAACCGAAUGGUCUAAACUGCCUCAUGGCCUAGUUGGUCGCCAGCCUCCAUAUUGCUUGAGCGCUAACUUGACCUUCAACAUGCUUGUCAAAAGGAUACUCGAGACCAUCUCUUCCUUCUCUAAGUUAAACAAAGAUUUCUAUGAAGUUUGCCAUAAAGAAACUAAAAGUAUUCCAGAAGAGGC